Messenger RNA from Oenanthe melanoleuca, 5546 nucleotides. It is a transcript of the gene SLC39A6, whose product is annotated as solute carrier family 39 member 6. Gene Ontology annotation, cellular component: membrane. Bases 134 to 2314 code for a protein of 726 amino acids. Gene Ontology annotation, biological process: intracellular zinc ion homeostasis; zinc ion import across plasma membrane. The record is from RefSeq and is a predicted model, not a curated record. Gene Ontology annotation, molecular function: zinc ion transmembrane transporter activity. The transcript has 10 exons. NCBI's taxonomy places the organism in Eukaryota, Metazoa, Chordata, Aves, Passeriformes, Muscicapidae.
AGGAAAGGAAAGGGAAGGGAAGGAAGCCGAGGGGCGCGGCGCGGCCGGCGCGGGCGGGCAGCGGCGGCGGUGCGGCUCUGCCCGGCCCGGCGGCGGCGGGAGAGAUUAUUUUUACUACUGAAAAGGAACUGCAAUGGAGAGUACGGUAUCAGUUAUUUUCCUUGUAUCGUUUUCCAUACUGCUGUGUGAAAGUUACCAUCAUGGAGUGGAGACAGCUACUGUUGUGCAUACAUCAGAGAGAGCUUUUCCAGAAAAGACAGUGGGUGUUAAUACUGACUUGGCAGGACUAAUACAGAAGUUGCACCUUCAAGAACUCUUUAAUCGUUACGGAGAAAACAACUCUCUGUCAAUUGAUGGGUUUAGAAAGCUGCUACAGAACAUAGGUAUAGAUAAAAUGAAAAGGAUUAAAAUGAGCCACGAUCAUGAUCACGAUCAUGAUCAUGACCACAAUCACGACCAUCAUGACCACAGUCACGACCAUCACGACCAUGACCAUGAUCAUCACUCUCAUCAUAAUCACGUUUCAUUGAGUAAAAGCUCUGAGAAGGCUGCGUGUCCGAACCACGACUCUGAUGCUGGCAAAGCCCACAGGAGCGGCCACGGGAAGGAGCCCCACAAGGCCGAGAGCGUGGAGCGGCAGCAGAACCUCGUGCGCAGCAAGAGCGCGGCUCUCGAGCUCACGGCGCCCGCCGUCGCCGAGCCCCAGAGCGCGCAGCCCGGGGACGGCAGGACGCUUCUCGGCGUGCCCGCUGGCCCUGGGGCACCCAAUGCCACCGCCGGCCGCAGUGCCACCAAGGCCAACGAAUCGCACGCUUCUCCGAAGGAACUGGAGAGAGGGAGCAACCUCUAUUCUAAACUGAAGAGACAAAGCACUCAGGAGUGCUCCAAUGCAUCCAGACUGAUGCAGACGCAUGGAAUAGGCACUCAAGUAUUGUUGACUGCUACAGAAUUUAGUUAUCUCUGUCCAGCUCUUAUUAAUCAGAUCGAUGGCAAAUACUGCAUAGUCCAUGCUACCAGUGAAAAAGCUGAAACUCCUCCAAAAAGUUACUCCCUGCAAAUAGCUUGGAUUGGUGGCUUUAUAUCCAUCUCUGUCAUCAGCUUUCUUUCCUUGCUGGGUGUUAUUUUGGUACCACUGAUGAAUCGAGUAUUUUUCAAAUUUCUUCUGAGUUUUCUUGUGGCAUUGGCUGUGGGGACCUUGAGUGGAGAUGCCUUCUUACACCUCCUUCCACACUCUCAUGGAAACCAUCAUCAUCACCACGAAAAGCCUGUGCUUGAUCAAAAAGGCUCUAUGUACAAGCAUCUUGUUUUUCAAAGUACAGAGGAGAGUGCUUACCUGGAUUCUACAUGGAAAGGACUUACAGCACUUGGAGGCUUGUACUUCAUGUUUCUAGUGGAGCAUUUGAUCACUUUAAUAAAGCAGUUUAAAGACAAGAAGAAAAAGAAAAAAAACGAAGAUGAUGGAGAAAGUAAGAAGUUUUCGGCAAAUGAAGAAAAGUUGGAUACGGAUGAUCGGCCCGAAGGCUAUCUAGGAGUGGAUUCUCAAGAUCCAUCAACCUUCAUUUCUCAGCAGCCAACUGUACAAGAGGAAGAAGAAGUGAUGAUAGCUCAUUCUCAUCAAGAGGAGGUUGACAAUGAAUAUGUGUCCAGGGGCUGUAGAAACAAAUGCCACUCUCACUUGCACGAUACUCUAGGACAGACAGAUCAUCUAAGUCACCACCACCAUGACUACCAUCACAUCCUGCACCACCAUCACCAUCAGAACCAUCAUCCCCACAGCCACAGUCAGCGCUACUCGCGCGAAGAGCUGAAGGACGCGGGGAUAGCAACUCUGGCGUGGAUGGUGAUCAUGGGAGAUGGACUACACAAUUUUAGUGAUGGACUGGCGAUUGGAGCAGCCUUUACUGAAGGGUUUUCUAGUGGUUUAAGCACUUCUGUGGCUGUAUUUUGCCAUGAAUUACCUCAUGAGCUAGGAGAUUUUGCUGUCCUGCUAAAAGCUGGCAUGACUGUCAAGCAAGCUGUGCUUUAUAACGCUCUGUCAGCAAUGCUGGCUUAUCUUGGUAUGGCAACUGGGAUCCUUAUUGGUCAUUAUGCAGACAAUGUUUCAAUGUGGAUAUUUGCACUUACUGCUGGCUUGUUCAUGUAUGUGGCUCUUGUGGAUAUGGUACCUGAAAUGCUCCACAAUGAUGCCAGUGACCAUGGAUGCAGCCGGUGGGGAUACUUCCUGUUACAGAAUGCUGGGAUUCUUCUGGGUUUUGGGAUAAUGCUGCUUAUAUCAGUAUUUGAACACAAGAUUGUAUUCAGCAUAAACUUGUAAUCCUGGUUGCCAGGAGGACACCUUGGUGUUAAAUUAUAAGUGGUAGGGGUGGGUUUUUUUCUACAAAUUUCCUUAUUGGAAAGGUACGUUUAAUAUAGACUAGAUUUUUUUAUUGGUGUGCUUUGACUUCCUGUACUUCCCUCCCUCCUUGCCUGAUAGAAAGAAACACUGUAAAGUUUGGGGGUUUUUGGGGGUUUAUUUGUUUGUUUGUUUGUUUUUAAUUGUGGUUUUUUACUUGGGAUUUAGCAUUGCUUGUGGUACUGUGGAAAGUGGUACUUAGUAAAACAUGGCCAAAUCUAUAUUAUUUGUAAUGUCUGGGGGGGGGGGGUUAGUUUGGUUUUUUUUUACUGAAUUUAUUUACUGUAUGUAAUUAUAUGUAAUGUUUUUUACUUCAGUGUUUUUUUUUUUGGUUUAAAGAGGUAAAAUAAAAGUGGUUUUUAUUUUAGCAUAAUUAAAAUCAGUGGAUACAAAGCACAGUGAGCAAAGUAAGACAACCAUUACAUGUCUUGUAAUGUGUCUUGUUAGCAUGUGUUUAUUGGUAAAAACUCAUCUCUUCUGCAUCCACCUGGUUUAUAUGGAAAGGCAGAGAAGUCCAUUCCGUCCUUGUGGUGCUGGUUCUCUCAGUAGCUUGUGGAUUCCUGUGUCUUAUUCCAGUUGGUUUCUACUCCAAACAAAUCAAUGUAAAACCACGUUCUAAGUGUUUACAUCAAAUGUUUAACUUGUUUCAUCCCUUCUGAUAUGAGCUCUUCACUGAUUUCUCAAAUCAGCAAUUAAAGCCCAGCUCUUAAACUGCCAAAGCUUUAAGAUAUGUGAAUUCCAUCAAAAAGACUUUAAAAGCAGUGCUGUACUUACUGUUCAGCAUUUACACUGCCUGAAGUGACAAAGCCUGUUUGAUAUCAGGAGGGAGGAGUGCUACAGGCUUAGAUAAACAGUCAUUUCCUACAACAGCUUCCUGAAGUUAAGUCUUGAUUUACUUUAGGAAAAUGAGCUGUGUGGGAGAGCUGCCUACUUCUAGUUCAGUGCACACAACCUGUGCUAUAUUUUUUUGCAAGAAAUAAUAAUAAAAAAAAAUCCUUGGUAGCAUAUCUAGCAGUGUGUUAAGGAUAAAAAGUGUAUACUGAAAUAUGUCAUUUAAGCCUACAGUCUUAAUAUGUUUAACCACCCUGAAUGUCACUGAAGGAAUAAGGUUGAAAAAAACAAUAGCAAAAUGAAUUCUGCAUUUGCAGGGAAGGUGAACAUGUCAAAGUUGUUUAAUUAUGAAUAAAUAACAGAAUUAUGCUGUCUUACUAGCUAGCUUUAAAAGUCCCAGAAAUAAAAUAAUUAGAACCUAUUUCUCAUCCACUGCUUCAAAUCAUCAGCUGAAUAAAAAGCUUGAACAACAAGAGAAAUGUUUGAUAAUAUUGUGUAUGACAGGUUAAAACAGUUUGUUGGCUUGUCAUACAAUGGAAGCCGGGAACCAUUCUAUCACCUCAGAAAAUAGAUGUUUUCAAUUGAGAGGUUUGAGGGUUUUAGGAGUUGAGAAAUGGGUACCACAGGAGUUUUUGCAAUCACUGGACUAUUAGCUUCUUCUCCUUCAGCCUUUCCUCAGGUUAGCAAGAUUGAUAUUUACUUUUCUGCUCACACUGAUGAAAUCCUGUUCUGCGCCUCCUUUGAAGCCAGGGGUUACAAAGGUGUACUUCCUUCAGCUCUCCUAAUGCAUCCCUGUGUCCUAGCAGGCUUUUUAGGGCUUGGGCACAGUGUUUUACCCAUGAUGUGGGAAAGUUCCAUAAAUGCAGUGCACUUCAGCCCAUGGGGCUUCCACCUUCUGCACUGCAAUCCUGUCUGCUACAGAAAUCCGUCAUCUCUGUAGUCCUGGGGGAUUUCAGACUUGGAUGAGCUCAGUUUGCCUUUAAUUUUUCACUGAUGGUUUCUGUUAGCCUACAGCCAUAAUAGCUGCCAGUUCAGGUGGACUUCUCUUGUCUGGAUAUGACACAGGAAGUGGGCAGGUAGCCUACUGUUGCUCGAAAGGUUUUAAGAUCAAUGACUAAAUGAUGGAGAUAAAUCUACAAAUUUCAGUGUUUCCAGUGGGUUCUUGGCUGGCUUUCAGUGUACUCAACUGACAUUAAAAUAUCCACAUAUCAAAAAACAUUGCCAAUUUAAGAAUAAGGGAUUGAACUGCCUUUCAUGCAGUGGGCAGGUGGGCAGAAAUGGUUCUGUCCUGUACACAAGCAUAUUCCACCCAUUCAGUGCUCUUCAGUCAUUGAUGAAGAAAUGUCCAUGACAGGUAACUGUCAAAACUGAUAACUGACAAGGCUACAGACUAAAACUUGCUGUAGAUUUGUAUCAGCAGGAUGACAAAAGGUUGGUUGUUUUGUUUGUUUUGGGCUGGUUUGUUUUGUUUUAUUUUCUCUUUGUCAGCCUUAUGAAGUAGAACCUGCAUCUGUUGCAAUGUACUCCUGUUGGAAAUACUUAUGGUUUGGCAAACUGGUGGGACAGAGGCUCUAAGCAGCCCCUUUUUUUUUUUGUUGUUUUUUUGUUUGGUUGGUUUUUUUGUUUUUUGUUUUUUUCUGCAGCAGUUAUUAAUGUGCCUGGCUACUCUUGAAAAUAAAUGCAAGUGUCUGCUUUGUGUAUCCAUCUGUAGCUUAAUAAUGGUACAUACCUUAAUUGUUUUGAUGUUACAGCUGCCUUUAGUGCCUGUGCUAGAUGCAGGUAAACAGCUUAGGGAAACGGUGCUGGAAUCAAUUAUGUUUUGAGUUUUUUUCUGUAACAUAUUCUAAUGGUUUUUGCCUGUAUUUGCACAGAAGAGGUGUGUGUUACUUUGGGCAGCAAGAGUCAGAGCAGAGGUGUGGAGGUUCUCAAGCUCUCCGCUGCCUGCCCUGUGGGGAUCAGGUGCUGGUGCGGUUUCUCUGCAUCCUUUGUGCCUAAUUGUGAUGCCACGUGUGUUGUGAGAAUGCAACUGUUUUAUCCUGAUAGAAAACACAGCCCGGGCGGAAGGGGAAUUCAAAGGCUGAAACGGAAUUCAGAGGCUGAAAUGGAAUUCAGAGGCUCUCCUGCUGCCUGAUCUGAGACGCCAGUGCAGUUAACAUCUCUGUGGAAAAACUGGGUCGUUCUGUUUUCCACGAGCAGGAAGAAAAAGAUGUUUUAAUGGAUUGUUUGUUUUUUGUUGUUUUUUAAUUUAAAGCACGUUUAUAUAUGGUCACUGUAGCUGUUGCUGUAUAGCUGUAUGCGAGAGAAAAUAAACGACAGAACCAGA